AAAUCACCACAAAUGGCUAUUGGUAUAAAACAGGCAACAUCACACCCAAACACAUAAAAAGUUGUGAAAAUUGAAUCAUUGGAAGCGCAUAGAACCGUGACCUUCUAAAACUGCCUUGCUCAGCACUUGAUCCCAGGUACUGAGAGCAGCGUUGACAAAAGACCAAGUGGAAGGAUUGAGGUGUCAGCACUCUUGACUCUAGCGAAGAUGACCCCGACUUGCCAUCUGCUGCUGCCUGGAAAACAAGCUCGGACCACUUCGGCUUCUUGGGCUCAUUCCGCGAGCAGCCGCGCGCACACUGCGUAUAGCAUAGACCGCUAGGUGAGUUUGUCACAAGUUGAUAAGCGCCCCUAGGAAUGGACUCAGACGAGGGAUAUAACUAUGAAUACGACGACGAAGAGGAGGAAUGUAGCGAGGACAGCGCCGAAGACGAGCCCGAGGACGACACCCUGGAGCUCGGCGAGGUUGAGUUGGUCGAUCCCGUGGUGGCAGCCGGGGAGCGGGACGAGUCUGGCGAUACGGUCGGUGGCGGUCAAGGCCCCGGCGAGGAAGAGGAGGAGGACUACCGUUUUGAGGUCCUGACCGCUGAACAGAUUCUCCAGCACAUGGUGGAGUGCAUCAAAGAGGUCAACGAGGUUAUCCAGAAUCCUGCAACAAUUACACGCAUCCUUCUUAGUCACUUCAACUGGGAUAAGGAAAAACUCAUGGAAAGGUAUUUUGAUGGCAAUCUGGACAAGCUUUUCUCAGAGUGUCACGUCAUCAACCCCAGCAAGAAACCGCGGAUCCGCCCUCCAAUCAACACGAGAUCAUCUGCACAGGACAUGCCGUGUCAGAUCUGCUAUUUGAAUUUCCCUAACUCUUAUUUUACCGGCCUAGAGUGUGGACAUAAGUUCUGCAUGCAGUGUUGGGGCGAUUACCUGACUACUAAGAUCAUAGAAGAAGGGAUGGGACAGACCAUUUCUUGUCCUGCUCAUAGUUGUGACAUUUUGGUUGAUGACAACACAGUAAUGCGACUCAUAACAGAUUCAAAAGUCAAGUUGAAGUACCAGCAUUUAAUUACAAAUAGUUUUGUAGAGUGCAAUCGACUGUUAAAGUGGUGCCCCGCUCCAGAUUGCCAUCAUGUCGUCAAAGUCCAGUACCCAGAUGCCAAACCAGUGAGGUGCAAGUGUGGCCGACAAUUCUGCUUCAACUGUGGGGAGAACUGGCAUGAUCCUGUCAAGUGCAAGUGGUUGAGAAAGUGGAUUAAGAAAUGUGACGAUGACAGUGAAACUUCAAAUUGGAUUGCCGCAAAUACCAAGGAGUGUCCAAAGUGCCAUGUGACCAUCGAGAAAGAUGGAGGCUGCAAUCACAUGGUUUGUCGGAACCAGAACUGCAAAGCUGAGUUCUGCUGGGUCUGCUUAGGACCAUGGGAACCUCAUGGUUCUGCUUGGUACAAUUGCAAUCGCUACAAUGAAGAUGAUGCCAAGGCUGCCAGAGACGCUCAAGAGCGUUCGAGAGCGGCCCUGCAGAGGUACCUGUUCUACUGCAACCGCUACAUGAACCACAUGCAGAGCCUGCGCUUUGAGCACAAGCUGUACGCUCAGGUCAAGCAGAAGAUGGAGGAGAUGCAGCAGCACAACAUGUCCUGGAUCGAGGUGCAGUUCCUGAAGAAGGCCGUGGAUGUGCUGUGCCAGUGCCGCUCCACGCUCAUGUUCACUUACGUUUUUGCCUUCUACCUCAAGAAGAACAACCAGUCUAUUAUUUUUGAGAACAACCAGGCCGACUUGGAAAACGCCACUGAAGUGCUGUCCGGCUACCUAGAACGAGACAUCUCCCAGGAUUCCUUGCAGGAUAUCAAGCAGAAAGUACAAGACAAGUACAGAUACUGCGAGAGCCGGCGACGGGUUCUGCUGCAGCACGUGCACGAAGGCUACGAGAAGGACUUGUGGGAGUACAUUGAGGAUUGAGGACACGUCCCAACGCUUUGAACUCUGGAGUAUCUUGACAAAAUAAGAGCGCUGAUGCAAUUGAUCAGGGCAGUACGGGCCUUCUGCUGCCUCUCUUUUUGGCAAACCUACCACUUUUGCAUCCUUUUGUUUAACAAUAUCUAAGUAAAUUAUAUUUAAAUGAAAAGGUAGAGUAAUUAAAAAAAAGUGUACUACAGUAUUGUUAGCGGCAGAAAGUCCAUCUUAAACAAAAACUCACAUUCUCUUGGUUUAUUGUAACACACACCUGUCUCUUUUGUUUUUUGUUUUUGUUUGUUUUUGCUUGUGAAUCUUUCCAAAUUUUGGGGUUGUUUUCCCAUUAGUGUGAAAAUGUUUUAAACAGCUUUAAUCGUCCUGGCCAUGUCUGCAGUAUGUGGCGAGGUCCUUUUGUGUGGUGGGUUGAUUGUCAAGGGGCAAAGACAUUUCAUAGAAAAAAAAAAAAAGAAAACUAAAGGAAAAAAAAAAACCUAGCAAGUCAUUUUUUUGUUGUUUUUUUUUUUUUAAUUUGUAAAUAGUGCGUAUGCAUGGAAGUUAAAGGGCAAGUGUGGCACGCGUUUGCAUCAUUUUGACCUAUUUAUUCUUUACAAACAUUGCAAAAAGGUGUUUGGCAAUACAGAGCAACGCACAGGUGGCCUCACCGGGAGCUCUGAAUGGACACUACUUGAAGCUGGAGAAGGUUUUAAAAGGUGUCCGGCGUGUAUGUGUCUGCUCAAUGUCCUUGCUUCUAACCUGCUGCCCUUCAUGCUUCAAAGUUAUUUUUAGAAUUGUUUGC
Messenger RNA from Syngnathoides biaculeatus (alligator pipefish), 2736 nucleotides. It is a transcript of the gene arih1, whose product is annotated as ariadne ubiquitin-conjugating enzyme E2 binding protein homolog 1 (Drosophila). Lineage: Eukaryota; Metazoa; Chordata; Actinopteri; Syngnathiformes; Syngnathidae. Gene Ontology annotation, biological process: ubiquitin-dependent protein catabolic process; protein polyubiquitination; positive regulation of proteasomal ubiquitin-dependent protein catabolic process. The record is from RefSeq and is a predicted model, not a curated record. The coding region runs from base 357 to 1946 and encodes 529 amino acids. Gene Ontology annotation, molecular function: ubiquitin protein ligase activity; ubiquitin conjugating enzyme binding; zinc ion binding. Gene Ontology annotation, cellular component: nucleus; ubiquitin ligase complex; cytoplasm. The transcript has 15 exons.